This is a messenger RNA of Paraglomus brasilianum, 1098 nucleotides long. The record is from the annotation of a GenBank genome assembly. Lineage: Eukaryota; Fungi; Glomeromycota; Glomeromycetes; Paraglomerales; Paraglomeraceae.
AUGGAUAGGAGUCUUUAUGGUUCGCUUAGACAAACUCUCGAGAAUGUAGAUGUGUCGAAUCUUACGUGGCGUGAUCUCGAAGCGAGUAUGGUUAUUAGCGACGACUCAUUCAUGGUAAAAAAUCUAGGGCGUAGACAGAAGAGUACUUUUUUGGAACCACGAGAAAAUAUGAAAUGUGGUAUACCCGAUUCAGUUACGACGAAGUGUAAUGAAUUUAUAAGUAAUUUUAACAAUUCGAAUACUUCAUGGGUUAUGAGGAAUACUUCCCAUGAUAAAAUGUGGAAAGAGGAUGAAAGUACGAUAAUAAAAAUAACCGAACGUAUUCUUGGAACACUGUUAAGUAAUUUCCUGAUAAAUGAUAUACGUUUUCACAUGUUACUAGUACACUUUUAUCUAAUCACGUCAUGUCGGUGUAUUCUAUGCAUUAGUGGCGAGAUAUGGAAAAAUCCCGCAUUUAUGACUAGUACAUCUCGCAGUGAACAAAGUGAAGGUACUUAUGUCACAGACGUUAUAAUUCCUUUGCUUCGAUCGAGUUUGGGAGGCGAUAUUGUUUGCUUAAGCACGGCAGAGCGACAGAGUCUAGCAAGCAAAGCUAGACGAAGUAUAAGAGUAGAUGAAGAGCGAAUGGGAAAGAAGCCUGAUAUUAUGGGGUUGCUGAAACGGGAUGAAAAGAUUUUAGAGUUGAUGUACGUCGAGUCUUCACGUAUCAUCUGUACUAAUUCGAAAAAAGUAGAUGAUGACGUAAAAUUAUGGAGAGAGACAUUAGAUGGGAUGAGUUUUAUAGAUGCAUCGUGUAGACCAGUCAGAAACCAAUUUGGGAUCGUAGGGCUCCAGAUUGCCGGUACGGACUUGCGUCUCAAUGUUCUAGUAAAGGACUUGGGCGGUAUACCAAGAUAUUUCCACUUAGACCAUUCUGAAAUUCCAUUAACACCAUAUACGUCACACACUAAAUCUCUAGUUCGUUUAUUAUUAACCUUAAGAAAUAUAAUGAUCGUUAACAAAAGCUUAUUAGUGCAGGCAUUAGAACAAGCUAAUACUCAUCCACCCCGAAAUGUUAACCCAAGUCCUACCGUUUCAUCUCCACCCUAUAAUUAUUAG